UUGCUGUUGCCAGGCAACAGUAGUUUCCGUCCCCGAGGUCAGGGGCCAAGGCCCCCUGGCGCAAAGCCUUCUGGGGCUUGUAGUUCCAGCUGAGGGGUGGGGGGGGAGCGUGAGCCACCGUCAGGUUCCCUUCCCACCCGCCUGCCCUCGCCGGCGGGUCUUUGGUGUCAGCGCCAGGGUCCGCAAGUCCGGCCCCUCGCCCUCCUCCCCGCAAGCAACCUCCGAGGAGGCGCUGACCGCAUGCAGCCAUGACCUCAGCCAGGGCCGAGAGACGGCCAGGGGCCCAGGAGAGGACCGCCGCGGGGCCGGCACAGCUCGCGGAGUCGUCCGGUGGCCACGCUCAGAACUCUGAGUGGCCGGUGAUGGCAGACCCUGCCUGGCACCAGCCUAUGAGGCCUGCCGAGCCUGGGUGAGGACAAGUGCCCAACAGGACCAGUCUCAGAACCAGGGCUCCAGGAGGAACAACUCAAGCUGGAGGAAGAGAGGCUCAAGCUAGAGGUGGAUUCACUAGAGGAGAGAGGCCCCAGGCCUAUGGCCUCCAUUGUGAGGACCAGUCAUGGUCCGAAGAGGAAGCCUGUCAACCUCCCAGGGCCUAGCCACCAAGCCCAUCCUAGGGCUGAAGCAGAGAUACCACAGGGGCUGCCACUGCAGAAGGAGGAGUCAGAGAGUAGCCAGAGUGAGCCCUUACCAUCUGCCAAACAGCACAAAAAAGCCAAGAAGCGCAAGAGUCUGGGGGCUCCAGUGCUCCCAGCUCUGGCCAGCACGGUGUCUGCCCCUUCAGAGACCUUGGGGCUGGAGAGGAAGUCCCAGCGCCUGCGGCCCCUGUACCAGUACAUCAACUACUGCAAUCCUGAGCUGAAUCAGGCAGGGGAGGGGGGACAGGAAGCUGAGGCAGAGACGGAGCCUGAGUUGGAGCUGGCCCUGGUCCCCGAGGAAGCCGGUGUGGAGCAACUGCAGGCCUUGCUGCCCGUGGCAGGUGAGCUGGCCUCGGGCCUCACUCUGCCUUGCCCCAGUACAUCUGUGUCCUCUACCCAUGCUCUGGUUCCUGGAGAGGAGGUGGGAGAGGAGCCUGGGUGUUUGCCCAGGCUGGGGGGCAGCGGCCGCCUCAAGGCUGAGGUGGAUAAGUCAACCCAGGUGGACAUCGACAAGAUGCUGAGUGUUUGCGCGGCCCCACUUGUACCUCCGCUCUCUCCUCAGUACAAGUGACUUUCCUGCUGCCCCCUCCGCCCCACUCGUGGCUCCCCUUCUCCCAAGUCUGAACCAGAGCAGCAGCCUAGGCCCUGGGGCGCAAGGGAAAAUUUGGCCCCUCUCCCUACUUGGGACCUUGGACUUGCUGAAAA
Messenger RNA from Zalophus californianus (California sea lion), 1340 nucleotides. RefSeq names its product chromosome 17 C16orf86 homolog (gene C17H16orf86). The record is from RefSeq and is a predicted model, not a curated record. Lineage: Eukaryota; Metazoa; Chordata; Mammalia; Carnivora; Otariidae.